Elgaria multicarinata webbii is the source of this 5865-nucleotide messenger RNA. RefSeq names its product SPT2 chromatin protein domain containing 1 (gene SPTY2D1). The transcript is spliced from 6 exons. Gene Ontology annotation, cellular component: nucleolus. NCBI's taxonomy places the organism in Eukaryota, Metazoa, Chordata, Lepidosauria, Squamata, Anguidae. Gene Ontology annotation, biological process: transcription by RNA polymerase I; nucleosome assembly. Bases 145 to 2112 code for a protein of 655 amino acids. The record is from RefSeq and is a predicted model, not a curated record. Gene Ontology annotation, molecular function: histone binding; DNA binding.
CGUCCGUGAAGAACUUUUUCGUCAGCUGAGCAAGGAGAGGGGGCUGAGGAGAAGAAGAAGAAGUAGUGCGGCGUGUUGGGGCGCUUUCCCCCGUCUGCCUGAGCCCCUUGCGGGGGGGCGGGGGGAAGGGCUGCGGAGCCCGGCAUGGAGUUCCGCGAUAUCCUCGUGGUGGCCUCGGAACAGCAGGGACUCAGCGCGGUGCCGAAAAGAUACAGUUUGGCAGUAGGCCCUCCCAAAAAGGACCCAAAAGUUAAGGGUGUUCAAUCAGCUGCUGUGCGAGCUUUCCUCAGACGGCAAGAAGAGGAACAGAAGAAAAAAGUUCUUGAGGAAAAAAGAAGAAAAGAAGGACUUCUUGCUAAGCGUGUGGAGUUGAAACAUGAUCGAAAAGCAAGAGCUAUGGCUUCACGGACAAAGGACAAUUUCUGUGGCUAUAAUGGCAUUCCUAUGGAAGAGAAGCCUAAAAAGAGGCAAGGUCGUGAAAGCAGCUCUGAUAGAAACACAGAAGGUGGUGAAUGCAUGACAGGGGAUGAAAUGGAGCAGUUUGAAUAUAGUCAGACAGAAUCUGAGCAUGAAUCAGAAGAAUAUGAAGAAAAGCCAUCCAAAACACCAGUGAAACCAAAGGCACCUCCCAAAACCGCUCCUCCGACAAUGAAUUUUAGAGAUCUUUUAAAGCUGGCUGAAAAAAAACAACAUGAACCAGUUGAAAUAAAAGUUGUGAAAAAGACUGAGGAAAGACCUAUGACAGCAGAAGAACUAAGAGAACGAGAAUUCUUGGAGCGGAAAAACAGGAAAGCGGUUUUACUAAAAGAGAAGAAAGUGGAAAAAGAAACCAAACAUGUAAGUGUGUCAAGUUCUUCCAAAAAAGAGAUUUUACAUAAGGAGCUCAUGACUGCUAGACUCAGCAAGCAUUCAACAGAUAAACAUUCCUCCUCUAAAGGAGGCCUUUCCUCACAAAGUGGUACUGAUAAAAAAGCCAAAGGACCAGCAUUAAGUGAAAAGCCUUCGAAGUUGUCACCUUCCUCCAAACCCAGGCACACUGAGAAAGCAAAGCCCUCACACAAGGGAACUUUAAAAAGCCCAUCUAACAGCAGUCAUGUUAAAGUGGCAUCUAGUGGAGGAGGAAAAUCUGGAUCCAGCUCCCAUACUCCCAUCUUGAAAACAGCUGCAAAUGGAAUGCUCAGACAGCCAUCUUCUAAAGAAUCUGGUCUGAAAAAAACGGCUAGCCAUACAAAAGCAGCUAGCGUGACUGCUACUCAGCAUGUUAGUGUAAAACCUUCCAGCUCUAAGCAAACAAGCAGCAGUGCAGCGUCAGGAGGCACUCUUCCACGGGCGAAAAGCAGCUUGAGUACAGGUCCUGGGCGGCCAGGCAGCAGCUUGAUUACUGGACAAGGAUCGCAAGGGCCUGGGCGAUCAGGAAGUAGCUCAGGAUCAGGCCAGCGAAGCAGCAGUUCAAGCAUUGGACCUGGCCGACCGGGUAAUAGCUUGGGCCUGGGAUCCGGCAGAGCAGGCAGCAGUUCAGGGCCGGUGCGUUCUGGCAGUAGUCAAAGCGUAGGACCUGGCCGGCCCAGUAGCAGCCUAAAUGCUGGACUGGGAAGAGGUAGCAGUUCAGGAUCAGUACCAGGCCGGCCAAGCAGCAUUUCAGUUGGAACUCCAAAACCAAAGUGCACUGUUGUAUCAGAAACCAUCUCAUCUAAAAAUCUAGUCCCAAGACAAGGUAGUGGCCAGAUGAAUGGAAUGAGGCCGUUUCCGCAGCAAAGGCCUGGGAUUCCCCCACAAGGUUUUCCAAGGCCUACUCUUCCACCUAUUACUUCUAAAAGGCAAUAUGAAGAUGAUGAUGAAUAUGAUUCUGAAAUGGAGGAUUUCAUUGAUGAUGAAGGCGAGCCUCAAGAAGAAAUCUCUAGGCAUAUUAAAGAGAUAUUUGGUUAUGAUCGGUCUAGGUAUAGAGAUGAAAGUGAUUAUGCCUUACGUUACAUGGAAAGCAGCUGGAAAGAGCAACAGAAAGAGGAAGCCAAAAGCUUGAGACUUGGAAUGCAAGAAGAUCUAGAGGAGCUGAGACGCGAAGAGGAGGAAUUGAAACGCAAGAAGCAGACAAAGAAGCUGAGAACGUGUUAAUCAGUUCACCAUAGCUCUGGUUUUCUGUUACUUUUCCUCCUCAUUCUUCUUCUUGUUCCAAAUUUCAGCUUUAGUUUUACUUUGCAUAUGAAAGAGUAAGAAACAGUGUAGAAGAUGGAAAUUCAAAAUAUGGGGUUGGCUCCAAACUUGCACUCAGGAGAGUUCUGCAGGUGCUUGAAGGAGGUGGGGUGGCAAUUUUCUCCAAUUCCCCUUCCUUACCCACUACGCCCAGCACCACUUCUCAUGCUCUACUGGAGGGUUGGAGGACUCUCCAGAACAGUGUGGAAAGUGGCCCCGCGGACUGCAUGGGAAAGGGGGAGUCAGAGAAAAUGGACACCCCGUCCCUUCUAAUGGGAAGUCUUCGCUGGAUGCCAUUUGUUUCCAUGAAUUGAAGGAGCUCUUCCAUUCAUGAAGGGGCAAGUCUGGAUCAAACCCAUGAUUCUUUAAUUUCACCCUGAAAAACUUAUUUUUAAUACCUGUCAAGGUCUCUUUUUAACAAAAUAAAUAAUGCACUAAUGGAGAAUAAUAGAUGGAAUAAAUAAUGGAAAUGAAUGUUACUACUGCGUAAAGUAGUUCAAGGAUGCCAGUAGACUACUGACUGACUAUGCACUGGCUUGCAACAAGUAGGCCCACACAACAAUAUGCCAGUUUGCAUUCUUUAUUUUACUUAAAAACUGAAGAAUGCUCGUGUUCUCUUCUUUAAAACGCAAUUGUUUCCCAAGUCAAGAUAGUUAGGUCACUUUUUCUGUACAGAUAAAGCACAGAUUUUAAAAUGUGGCUGCUGUUACUGAUGUUGAAAGCAAUAUUAACUUGUACUGUGGUAUCUGUUUGGAGAAGAUUAUCUGAAAAAAUCAACUACUAAAAAAUCAUGAGCUUUUACUUCGCAAUCUAGUAGACAUACUAUGCCUUGCAAGUAGAUGUUGUGGAAUAAACAGGCAGCAUCUAGAAUGAGGAAAAGAGGCAUCAUCAUACAUGACAAUAUAAAUCCUCCUGCCACCUUACUAAGCCAACUUGCUAACUGUACUAGACUUUUUCUGUGACCUGCUAAAUUCAGUGCUCCUGGGGCCUUGAGAAUUUCUUAUCUACUUGCAUGUACAUUGGGGUUGAAGUCUCACUUGAAUUGGCACUGAGAGUCCACUGCCUGAUCAUUUACUCUCCUGUCGUACAGAAGAUUGUAUUGGGCUAUUUGUGUCAUUCGGAAAUCUUUUUAAUAAGAAAUGGGACCAAAUGAUUAGUUUGCCUCUUAGGGCUGAAAUUUCAUUGCCAAGAAUAAUAAAACUUCAUCCUGGAAAAUGCAAACUUGCAAUGUUUUAUAUGUAAUGACUAUGACUUUGGUGUAGCUGCAUUUUAGAAAAACCUUUUCAUAUAUAUAUAUAUACCAUGUUUUCAGUCUCCACUUUUAGAUUAAGUGCAUAUUGUGUUAACAACUCCAAAGUCUGCCAUCUUCUAUUAGAUUUUGUCCAGCAUACAUGCUGAUUCAACCUAAGUUGUUGUUAACUGGCAUAGUUUUAGUUAUUCUGAACAAUUGCUUAUAAAGCUGCUAAAUAGCUCUCCAGCAGAGAAACAAAUCUUUGUCGUAUGUCAAGAUGUCACUUUUGUCUGUUUUUGAAACUUUGGUUGCACUCUGAUCAGGCUAUGCACUGCAAAAGAAACAAAGUUGCCAUCUUAAAUGUGCACAUGUUGCAAAAGGUACCAGUUCAUUCUGUUCUACAAAAUUGUGCUCUGGAAUUUCAGCCCCACGUUCCAUGUUUUUCUCCCUCAAGUACCCAUGACAUGAAGUCACAGCAAAAAAACCCAACUGUUAUGAGUUUCCCAAAACUGCAUCAAGCAGCCCAAUUCCAAAGGACUUUAUAUUUUUCUGAAAGUUAAGUAGAAGGUUGGGCAGAGUAGCCGAUCAUUGGGUAUUCUGGCAGAAAUUAGUUAAGGUUUAAAGAAGUAUCCUAAUAAGUACCUAGAAAGAAGGAAUCCAGCCUUUGAAUUUAUACAUAAACAUAGGAGUUUAAUCAGCAGGGUUAAUGUAAAGAAAACAGGGGGGAAAUUUGUUUAUAAAGUUCAAUGAUAUGUGAUACUUGCUGAAAUGAAAUAGUUGGGCAGUUUUUACAAUUAGUAUGUUGCUUAACAGGACUUCUUCGCAUAAAGGUUUACUGUGAUCACUAGUGCUAUUUUCUCCAGAACUGUGUACUUUAUGUACCACAAACUAUUUUGUCUUGCUACGAUCAUUAUAUAUAAAUGUGUAUAUAGUCCUACAGAUGCACCCAUAUAUCUUUUUAUUCAUUCAAGACUAUGACUGUUGAAAACAUGACCAAGUUGCUGUUAAUUUUAUAAUUCUAAUGUGAAAUAAUACCUAAAUAAUCAACCCAGAUUUAGUCCUCAAGAAGCCUUGGAAUUAGUAAAAAAUAAUAAUAAUAGAAGAAUUCUGUACAGUCCAGAAUUUUAACAAGAGUCUCUAUAACCCAAAUGCAUGUUUUGACUGGUGCUUGCAAGUUUAGUUCAAGAUUGUAUUUUGAAACAACUCAGUGUUACUUAUCUUAUCAGAGAUGACAGGAAUAUGAUCUAUUCUGUCACUUUCAUCAUGUCACCCUUUUUAAUAAACCAAUAACAUGCCACUUAUUAAAAUUCAUGUUUCAUCCAAUUUGCCAUGAACACCAGAGUAAUCUUGCAUUCCAAAGAUAGUCUCCCAUAAUUGUAUUCUCUUUUCAGGCGGUGUGCUGUUUAUUUGUCUAUUUGCAUUCUUUUUCUUUAAGGUGGUUUUUGUUUUCCCUUCACCUUUCUUAUUUCUUAUCGUAUAAAGAAAAUUUGGCCAUUAAAUGAUUCAUUAGCCAAGUAGAAUACUUAAGGUUUUUCCUAAGGUACAUAAAACAUUAAACAAAAUGAGAAGUUGGAAUAUAUUUCUUUUAGAAGUAUCUGACAUUGUUAGGGACUUCAUAUAUUGUAUUAGCAAAAACUCUAGCUUGGGUUUCAGAUUCUAUUCAGUGGUUGGAAGAUGUGCCUUUUUUCAUAUUUAAACCGUUCCAUGAAUGUAAGAAUAAGAUAAAGGGUUAAUUCUGUUAAAGAUGAUAUGUUGACGCUUAAUGUGAAAUACAGUAGUUUUUCAUAAUGCCCUUCCAGAUCUUGCUUUGCACAACUACAAUAGUUAGUAUUUAUUGAUAUUACUAAAUAAAAUCUAAGGACACUUUAUAUUGAAUUAAAGACUUGAUUCUACAAUUGUUUUCUAUGUACUUUAUUAAAGCUGUACUUACACUUUUACAGCAGUAUCUGUCAGAGGCCAGGGCAGCAUGUAUAAUGGAAAGCCCUAGUGAAUCACUCUGAUCUGUUCUUUCAAACAGAACUCUUUAAAAUAUAUUAAACUUAUUUUUAUAUAAGCCCCUAUUUUUAUCCAGCAUAACUAGUUUUUAUUUGGCUUUUGUCUCUGUAGCAAGUGUAUUUUUACAUAUAUAGCAGGAGACCAAAGCACACUGGAAAGAAAAUACAGUCUUGAAGAGACUAGUGAAGUGAUGACUAUGUUGGAUUUAUAUUUAUUUUGUUGAGUCAAAGUGAUACAAUCAAGUGUUAGCAUAUAACUAAGGAUGCUUCUGGAGUCCCAUGUUAUGUUUUUGUGAAGCUCAUUGUGUUUAACACAAUAUGACAAAUCAGGUAAGAACUGUUAAGCAUAACUGUUUUUUCUGGUGCUGUUGAAGUGUAUGCUUUUGCACAUUCAUAGUGCAGUCUGAAGCAAAUUAUGUAUAUAAUAAAUUACAGAUGUUAAACAUUUUA